This is a messenger RNA of Balaenoptera acutorostrata (minke whale), 1070 nucleotides long. RefSeq names its product transcription factor B1, mitochondrial (gene TFB1M). Lineage: Eukaryota; Metazoa; Chordata; Mammalia; Artiodactyla; Balaenopteridae. Gene Ontology annotation, cellular component: mitochondrial matrix. The coding region runs from base 66 to 1070 and encodes 334 amino acids. Gene Ontology annotation, molecular function: rRNA (adenine-N6,N6-)-dimethyltransferase activity; mitochondrial transcription factor activity. The record is from RefSeq and is a predicted model, not a curated record. The transcript is spliced from 7 exons. Gene Ontology annotation, biological process: rRNA methylation; transcription initiation at mitochondrial promoter.
CCGCCUUCACUUAAGGAACCGCGGGGGAGGACCUGCGUGAGACCUGUGCGGCCAGGCCGGGGCUCAUGGCCGCUUCCAGGACGCUCGGCACUUUUCGUCUCCCGCCGUUGCCCACGAUUCGAGAAAUCAUUAAGUUGUUUAGACUGCAAGCCGUGAAGCAGCUAUCCCAGAAUUUUCUCUUGGACUUGAGGCUGACAGAUAAAAUUGUAAGGAAAGCUGGCAAUCUGACAAAUGCUUAUGUUUAUGAAGUGGGCCCUGGGCCUGGGGGAAUCACAAGAUCCAUUCUCAAUGCCGGUGUUGCUGAGCUUCUGGUGGUUGAAAAGGAUAGUCGAUUUAUUCCUGGAUUACAGAUGCUUUCUGAUGCAGCACCUGGAAAACUGAGAAUUGUCCAUGGAGAUGUCUUGACAUUUAAGAUAGAAAGGGCUUUUCCAGAAAGUCUCAAAAGACAGUGGGAGGAUGAUCCUCCAAAUGUACAUAUUAUUGGAAAUCUGCCUUUUAGUGUAUCAACUCCACUGAUUAUCAAAUGGCUUGAAAACGUUUCUCAUAGAAAUGGACCUUUUGCUUAUGGCAGAACCCAGAUGACUUUGACUUUUCAAAAGGAAGUGGCAGAGAGACUUACAGCCAGUACAGGAAGCAAGCAGCGUAGUCGCCUUUCCAUCAUGGCCCAGUACCUCUGCGAUGUUCAGCACAUCUUUACAAUUCCAGGUCAGGCUUUCAUCCCCAAACCAGAGGUGGACUCAGGCGUGGUGCAUUUCACCCCCCUGACCCGGCCCCGGAUAGAGCAGCCAUUCAAGCUGGUGGAGAAAGUCGUUCAGAAUGCCUUUCAGUUCCGAAGGAAAUACUGCCAUCGAGGGCUUGGAAUGUUAUUCCCUGAAGCUCGGCGAUUAGAAAGCACUGGGAAACUGUUACAGUUGGCAGAUGUGGACCCUACUCUUCGACCCACCCAGCUCUCUGUCUCACAUUUUAAGAGCCUCUGUGACGUAUACCGAAAAAUGUGUGAUGAAGACCCACACCUCUUUGCUUACAAUUUCAGAGAAGAACUCAAGCAAAAAUCAGAAAAAAGGGGAUGA